Molecule: messenger RNA, 1433 nt
Organism: Ipomoea triloba (trilobed morning glory)
Lineage: Eukaryota; Viridiplantae; Streptophyta; Magnoliopsida; Solanales; Convolvulaceae
Product: NAC domain-containing protein 92-like
Exons: 3
Coding region: 286-1170 (294 amino acids)
Biological process (GO): regulation of DNA-templated transcription
Molecular function (GO): DNA binding
Source: RefSeq, a predicted model, not a curated record
AGGCAAAGCAGAAGCUGGCGAACGAGGUUGUCUUAAGAACCACGUUUGUUUCUCUUGAUAUAUAUAAACCGCUGUUUAUUGGGUUGUGUUCUUCCAUAGCUACACUUUUCUUUUUAACACCGCUCUUUUUCAUCUUUUCUGGUACAAGAUUUUUUCUUUCUUCUGACCCCUUUCCAGUGAGAGAAGGGGAGAGAGAGAGUCCCAGUCUCCUUAUAAAUUAAGCCUCUUCACACCCAUACUUAUCUGUUCAUCAUCAUCAUCAUCAUCAUUUUUGGCAAUUGUUUGAUGGAGAAUACCUCAGGCUCUGCGUUUAGUGGCGUUGAAGAAGAAAUGGAGCUGCAAAUGCCUCCUGGGUUCAGAUUUCAUCCCACAGAUGAAGAGCUGAUCAGCCAUUACUUGUGCCCCAAGGUUGCAGACAGCAGCUUUUGUGCAGCUGCGAUGGGUGAAGUGGAUUUGAACAAGGUUGAGCCCUGGGAUUUGCCCUGGAGGGCGAAAAUGGGGGAGAAAGAAUGGUAUUUCUUCUGCGUGAGAGACCGGAAGUAUCCGACCGGGCAGAGAACCAACAGAGCCACGGAAGCAGGGUAUUGGAAGGCCACCGGAAAAGAUAAAGAGAUUUUCCGGGCGAAAACGCUGGUAGGGAUGAAGAAAACGCUGGUUUUCUACAAGGGAAGAGCCCCCAGAGGCCAGAAGACCAAUUGGGUGAUGCAUGAAUACAGAUUGGAGGGGAAUUAUUCCAUCCCAAACCACAAGAACGAAUGGGUGAUCUGCAGAGUGUUCAAGAAGACUGCGGGCGGGCACAAGAUCCAUAUUUCCGGGCUGACCAGAGGGGAGAAUUUGCCGGCGUUAAUGGAAGUAUCUCAGAGAACGGCAACUUCCGGCGAGGCGAUGCCGCCGCACGUGACCUGCUUCUCCGAUUCCAAGGAGGACAAAAAACCCAUCAUCGCUCCCCCCCAUUUCUCUUCCCCCUCACCUUCAUCAAAAAACUCAGAUUUCUCCGGCGUCUUCCCCGGUCUGGAAUUCCAGCACUACUCUGAACCGGACGAGAACUCGGUUCUGCGCCUCUGGCUGGAGAACAACGGGCUGCAAGCCAAACAGGACAAUGAUGACGAUGAGUUCUUGAUGAGCUCAGCAGCCGGUCCGGUGGACCUGGAUUGUCUCUGGAAUUAUUGAAUCUGAAAAAGACAGAUUCAGAGAGAGCAGUGAUUUUAUGGUUGAAGAAGAAGCAUGUGGAUAGAUAGAAUUAUAGAAAGAAAGAACAGAGGAAUGGAAUGACAGAGAGUGAUUGUGUGAUUAAUCCAUCAUAUUGCUGCAAAUAAUUUUUCUUAUAUUUUAUAUUUUCAUUAAUUAAGACAUGUCUGAUUGUCUGUGUUGUAUAUAUUUCUUGUGGAACUAAUUGCUCUCAUAAUACAAAAUUAUCCAAUGUUUGAUUUGAC